GAAACAGGAAGCUGUGUUCCUUCCUACCUUACUAAUGUCGCUGGUGGUAUCAGAUGGUAUCUCCGUUUCAUGAGUAGCAAGACCUAAGCUAUCACUGGACGCAUAAAGGACUUUGCUAAAUUGGCAGAGCCAAGGGAAAUGGCGACCUCAGUCGAUGGGACUGAGACUGUGGGUGAAGCUGCUGGGACCACACCCUAUGACUAUGAGGGGGCACUGCCAUGUGAAAAAAGCAACAUCAAGGAGCUGGGGGCUCAGUUCCUGCCCCCACUGUAUUCGCUGGUGUUCACGGUUGGUCUGCUGGGCAAUGUAGUGGUGGUGGUGAUCCUCACAAAAUACAACAAGCUCCGGAUUAUGACCAACAUCUACCUGCUCAAUCUGGCCAUUUCCGACUUGCUCUUCUUAUUCACUCUGCCGUUCUGGAUUCACUAUGUUGGGUGGAAUGAGUGGGUUUUUGGCCACCAUAUGUGUAAGUUGCUCUCUGGGCUCUAUUACAUGGGCUUGUACAGUGAGAUCUUCUUCAUCAUACUCCUGACCAUAGACCGGUAUCUGGCCAUCGUGCACGCCGUGUUUGCCCUUCGAGCCCGGACGACCACUUUUGGUAUCAUCACCAGCAUCUUCACCUGGGUCCUGGCAGGGUUAGCAGCCCUCCCUGAAUUUAUCUUCCAUGAGUCCCAAGAGGAGUUUGAACAGACUUUCUGCAGCCCUCUUUACCCAAAGAAUGGAGAGAAUGCCUGGAAGUGUUUCCAUGCUCUGAGGUUGAAUAUCCUGGGUCUCGCUCUGCCUCUGCUCAUUAUGGCCAUCUGCUACUCAGGAAUCAUUAAAACGCUGCUGAGAUGCCCCAGUAAAAAAAAAUACAAGGCCAUCCGGCUCAUUUUUGUCAUCAUGGUGGUCUUCUUUAUUUUCUGGACACCCUACAAUCUGGUUGUCCUCCUCUCAACUUUUCAAGUGCACCUGGAGACUGAGUGUGAGCAGAGCAGACAGCUGGACCUGGCCAUGCUGGUGACGGAGGUGAUCGCCUACACCCACUGCUGUGUCAACCCCGUGAUCUACGCCUUCGUUGGUGAGAGGUUCCAAAAGCACCUCCGCCACUUUUUCUACAGGCAUGUGGCCAUCUACAUGGGCAAAUUCAUCCCAUUUCUUCCUAGUGAAAAACUGGAAAGAGCCAGCUCUGUCUCCCCGUCAACAGGAGAGCAGGAACUCUCUGCUGUAUUUUAGGUCAGAUGCAGAACAUUGCCUAAAGAAGAUGGAUGGGGCAGAUGAAGCAAACACAUCAACCUCUGCACCAGUCCUCUGAACUUCCAGCGCAACACUGAAGUUCUUAAAGACAUUAAAAUAUAUACCCAAUGGUAGCAGUCUAUCUAUGCACCCCAGAGGCAUUACCAAAGGUCAGCAGCUGGGCAGUGACUUAUUGUCAAACCUGAGAAGUAGAGCUUUGCUUGAUUCUUUCAAGAGUUACAUAUAUUUUAAUGCACCUGAAUGUUACACAGUUACUAUGUGCAGCUACACACAGGUAAAGCUUUUCAUAUCUUAAACCUUAACUUCAGCCAGUUAUUGAUAUAAAUGAAACAUACUUCACAAAAUACAAUAAAUCAAUUACAUUAUCUCUUAA
This is a messenger RNA of Aethalodelphis obliquidens (Pacific white-sided dolphin), 1609 nucleotides long. RefSeq names its product C-C motif chemokine receptor 3 (gene CCR3). Gene Ontology annotation, biological process: positive regulation of cytosolic calcium ion concentration; immune response; inflammatory response. Gene Ontology annotation, molecular function: C-C chemokine binding; C-C chemokine receptor activity. Gene Ontology annotation, cellular component: membrane; external side of plasma membrane; cytoplasm. The transcript is spliced from 2 exons. NCBI's taxonomy places the organism in Eukaryota, Metazoa, Chordata, Mammalia, Artiodactyla, Delphinidae. Bases 139 to 1215 code for a protein of 358 amino acids. The record is from RefSeq and is a predicted model, not a curated record.